This is a messenger RNA of Penicillium diatomitis, 843 nucleotides long. Its product is annotated as TBCB family protein. Gene Ontology annotation, molecular function: microtubule plus-end binding. Gene Ontology annotation, biological process: cytoplasmic microtubule organization. Lineage: Eukaryota; Fungi; Ascomycota; Eurotiomycetes; Eurotiales; Aspergillaceae. Gene Ontology annotation, cellular component: microtubule plus-end; cytoplasm; nucleus. The coding region runs from base 1 to 843 and encodes 280 amino acids. The record is from RefSeq and is a predicted model, not a curated record. The transcript is spliced from 3 exons.
AUGGCCUUCCAGUCGACCCCAACUGAUGUUUCCGUGAUCAUCACCGCGGCGUCGGUGGCCCGUCCGGGAGCCGAUUCAGAGCCGAGGUUCCUGAACGAGCGCCGCAUCACACCGACGUGGACGGUCGAGCAGGUCAAGAGUAAACUCGAGACCAUGACCGGUAUUCCUCCCGGUAGUCAGCGCCUACGCGUCAAGGUGCUUGGUCGACCGGAUGUCUGGGCUACUAGUGAUGCCCAGCUGAUUGGGGAUUUUGGCAUUGCCAAGGGCUCUGAAAUUGAGAUCCACGACUCCCGGCCGCAAACUAUGCGUCCUAAUUUCACUGAUUUGUCUUCGGUGGAAAAGUACGAAAUGAAGCCCGAAACCUACGAGACUCGCUCGGACUCGGUUCUGGCGUGGAAACGUAACCAGAAGCUUGGCCGUUUUGAUCCUAAUGCUCUCGCUCCAGAAGAAUCUCUUCGCAAGCAAGCUGAGCAGGAUCGGGCCGAGAUUACAAGCAAGGGUAUUGCCGUCACAAAGAGAGCAAUCAUCCUCCCUUCAUCCCCACCACACAUCCGUCGGGGCACGAUUCGCUUUGUGGGCCCCGUCCCGACCAUCCCCCUCAGCGGGCCUGCACGAGAGCUCGAGAAGAGCGGCGAAACGAUCCCGGCCGAGCUGCAGCCCCUGUGGGUCGGCAUUGAACUGGAUGAGCCGACGGGGAAGAAUGACGGCAGUGUUGGUGGACAGCGUUACUUUGAGUGUCCGCAAAAGUGCGGAGCCUUUGUGAAGCCGGAGAAAGUCCAAGUUGGUGAUUUCCCGCCCUUGGGACUGGAUGAUGAGUUGGAUGAUCUGAUGGAGGAAAUCUGA